Molecule: messenger RNA, 4184 nt
Organism: Marchantia polymorpha subsp. ruderalis
Lineage: Eukaryota; Viridiplantae; Streptophyta; Marchantiopsida; Marchantiales; Marchantiaceae
Source: the annotation of a GenBank genome assembly
AGUGCGGUGGUGGUUGUGGUAGAAGAAUAGGUCCGCAUUUCUAAGUCAGUUCCACGCUGCACUCAAAAGCUUUGGCUGGAACGACGAGACCUUGAGAAGACAUUCUGUCUACUCGUAGAUGGGCGGACUCGUGGCGGCCCGUCGAGGCACACCUCAUCGCAAUACUUAAGAGUUCAUUCAGACUCUGGCUAUCAUAGCGUUGACGUCACCUGGUGCCACACGAUCGAGGACGAAUUUAGUAGCCUGCAUAUGGCCAAAUCGCCACUGGCGAGCCCUCUUGCUUAUCAGAGGAUUUCGUCUCACUUCCCCGGGAGCAGGAGGGCAGGGAAGAGAAGUUCUCUACAGGAUUACACCGAACACGUGCAGGAGGUGCUUCUUUCUCUUCCUGUUGUGAAAAACGCUGACGAGUUGAUUUACUCGUUUCAAGGCGGCGGCGUAACAGAUACGAAGAUGUCAAGAUGAGAAGCUCGAAUUUCACGAGGUAAUGCGGAAUCGUCUGCAGCUUCGGGUCGUGACACGUGUAUCUGAAAACUUCCAAAAUCUGCAAUCAACUGGUCUUCGAAGGGUGUUGUCCAUAGCCAGAUUGUUGGGACUUUACAUGCUCGUCUCAAGAAAACUGAGGACGCGAUGUUUCGGCCUAAAGUAAAAGCACAUCUGCAAUAUUUCUUCAAUCAGGGAUAAUUGUUGCUUCUGUCAAAAGUACAAACCAUCGGAUGAACGCUGGAGGAAAAUGUUGCACAAAAUGCAUCUGGCGUGAUAGCUUAUUGAUCACGAUCUCUGCUGGCAGCCGAUAGCUUAUUGAUCACGACUGCAGAGCAAAUCGUGUAGUCUCCUGCAGGUUGUUGAGCGCUAAUUUGUUCACUCGUCUGAUGACGAGACUUUCGUCAAUCAACUCCCUUCAAGUUGAGGCUUAUACGCAUAAGGUGGUCAAUACACUCAGUCAGGGAAUCUUUCCUCCCAGAAGAGCACUCAACUAUGACGAAGACAUUGGACUCAGUCAUGCUUCGACACAUUUGUGUGUUUGAGUGGCAAUGCCACUCAAGGCAACAAAGGAGAAAGGUGUUACUUCGACUUCGACCUCGUCAAGAUCAGGAAGCACCACCGUCACCCUGCAGUCUUUGCUAACAAAAUGCACCUUUCUUGAAGUUACUGCACAAGGGAUACUUGUAAAACCGAUUAUCUUAUUAAUAUAAGACUAGAAUCUCUAUCGACGUUAAACAGGAGUAUAACCAUGUUCGAGUCUGUGCAGUGGUCUCAAAGUUCUCUUCUCGAUGUUGUAGUUCGACUCGAAGCGAGCAUCGCUACGUUGUGUAAGUUUGUUUUAGAUGGUGAAAACGACGAAGAGCUCAAGCAGCCAGGGUUUCCCUGAGGGAGACGAUACAACUCGAGAACAAUUGUCGUUCACAUUGUUUCAACUCUGGCAGCUGUUUGGAUAUAUACCAGUACAUCUACACAAAAAACGCUGACUACUUAUCUGGUGAUUAUGGAACUUACCUCAUCUGUUUCUGUAUAAGAUGAUCUUUCCUCUCUAGACUUCAUUACAUGUUACAGCAGGUUACAAAUGAUAAAGCAGCGGGAUCGGAUGAACCCUCUGUUUCUUCAAAAUGAAUCUGAGCUUUCUUCGGUGAGAUAAGAUCACCUUCUUAUGGCAUGUGUACGCAAUGGCCUCGUUGAGCACGCCAGUUGGUUUCCAAUUUCAGCACACCAGGGAUUGCCUCACUCCGCCUCUGGCCCUUAUAUUCCGGAGAAAAGUUACGCUGUCAUAGACGCUGACAGCCACAAAUUUGGAAAGCUUGAAGAUACAGGCAGUACUUGAUCGAUCGAUCCAUGAACUUCGGUAGCUCUAUUGAUGUCAAAUUGACGUUAUUACUGUAAUAGUUCCUAAGAACGACUAAGAACCUGGCGAACGCUGAAUCUGUGCAUCUUGAAGCAGGUUGAAAAACAUCUCGAAUGUAUUGAACAGUAUCAGCAUCUUUGGUCUGCGACCGUUCUCGAAGAACUGGUCUCUGAAAUAAUCAGAGCUCGCAGAUCACCGAAGUCCGUCGAGAAUAGAGAACGAGGACUGUCUCCAUGGCAAUGGAUUGUACAUGAUAAGGAGCGCUCGGUGAAGGAUGGGAUGGGCCGCCAGUCGCAGAGGGAGAGUUUGGGUCAUUGACUGCAAUGAGGCAGGAGGUUGGAGCACAAUUUGGGCUUCAGACUGCAGGGUUGGAGAGAUGAUUGCGAAAUGGAUGGCCUUCAUCUACCUCCCAGUUUUAUAUCGAGUCCUUUGUUGAAGUCCAGUGACAAUGUCGAGAAUCACCUUCGUUUUUUAUGGACAGCCCCUGUAGUCAUGGUUCCAAGUGCACUUAUUCAAUCAUGAGGCCGAAUUUAUGCUAUUUUCUCAGACGAUUUUCAAUGAGCGACGCACCGAUGCAGUGAAUCGUGUUUCAGUGCGUUAUAAGAUUACGAAGUCCAAGCGUGAGAGAGAACCCUGCGUAAGAACAUAGCUUCUUAGUAUGAAUAGAAAGUACAGAUUGCACAAAAUGAUACGAGGAACUGUAAUUUGGUACUCUGCUUUUGGAGAACCAUGUGCGUUGUACAAGCUGUCUCCCACAAUUAGUGUCAAAACAGUAGUCUUCGCUCUUAUGACUAGCGUUUGGAACUUCGGAAACGUGCAUGUUCUUACCAAAUAUCCAGAGCAAGCAAAAUCACCGGGGCAGGUUAUGCCGUCAGUAACGCGUGCUCUUUGCGUUUUUGUUCCUCGGCGGUACGAAUUCAGCUUGUGCUCACCGGUCACACCUCAUACAGGUUUGCGACUUGCUCAUUGCGGUACACUCGUUCACAGGCCGGACACACCAGAAUUCAUUGGGAGGUUGACUGGUGGGAGCUACCUUCCGUCACGAAUGCUACUUGAGGGUCGUUCUCGGUUGAAGGAAUGGAGUCCAACGAGUGACAGGCGCCAUGUUCAGUUUGUUCCAGGUCGCACUGUUCGGAUUUUCAGGUACGAGAAAUUGUAUUGAAGUCUUUGUGUCCUACACUAAUUUGUUCAGUUUGAGUUAUUUUUUCGUCUGAGUCUGAGGGGAUUCGGACAUUGUGCAACGUCCGAGGCACGUCUUUGCACGAUUAACUGAUCAUAAUGCUAGAUCCAAGCGGUGGAGCACAGAAGUCAACCGAGGGAAGUGGCCCGUGACCUCUAGAGAGGAAAUCUGCUUUCAGCCUGCGGCUGAACAACAGAGGGAGGGAGGAAAUCCAAUUAGCAUUGGAAGUGUAAAUGGAUCAAGGGAAGCUCCAGCCAUACCAAAGCUCAUAUGAUACUGCCACCAGGCUACGAGUUCUCAGAGUUGGUGCUUAAGGUUUUCCCCAAGAUGCUUACAAGUUGAGACUACGCAAUACUUACUUCGAAAACAUCUGGGCAACGGAGGGCAAGUGAGGGCCUGGAAGCUGGACUAGCGUUACCCCCUGAUGUUAGGAGUGAACCACUGCUCCAUUUUGGUUCGCGCACCACUUUUGCACAGGAAGUGGCAAGAAUCCGAAUCUCGGUAAACUGGAAAAAGUUGUCGUGUGACGAAUAUCUGUGACGAUUGGAACGCUCUACACAGGGAGUUGCUUGCUACUCUCGAAUCGAGUAUUUUAUUCGUAGCUCUCGUAGUAAUGGAGGUCAUGGAGCGGCACAAAUUCAAAGACUGACCAAAGUAGAUUCAGUCGUUGCAUAAACCAAAAUGAGGAGCAGUAUGCACUAAUUGAUGGCGGAACACGACGUUGGUCAUGUCGUAACACGCGUCGGACAUGAAAUGUGCGCGGAGCAGUUCUGCUGGUCAGAAUGAUCUCAAAGUUUUCAAAAUUUGGAGAAAUAGUUCGAAUGGAAAAUUCUGAGGAUGGGAUAGUGGUCCUCCGUGGAUACAAUUUCAGGCAUCAGAUUCAUUUGGGGCACGAUGUGAGAUUAAACUGUGCAUAUGGUCCAGGUUUCUUCUCUUAAAGGGAGUUUAUUGCCUACAUUCCUUAUACUGAUUUGCAGCAUUGGUCGGAUGGUCACAAUAACUACAUGACAUAAGUUGUGAAAUAAUGUCACACACAAACCAUUUUGUGCUCCUAUCCUCCAGUUGAAUCUCCGGAUGGUGAGCUUUCCGCCUUCAUUUCACAGGAUUUCAAAGUCGCAAGUUAUCGAACCCGGGAGAGAAUUGCGGAUCGGUGUCCUUCGAUCUUGC